CAUUCAUCAUGAAGGUCGCGCUGGUUCUCGCCCUGGUGGCUUGUGCUGCUGCCAUGCCCUCUCCUGACCCCGGCUUCGUCUACUCCUACACCCAUCCACUCGCCUACUCCUCCUACCCAUCGUCAAGACUGUCAAGGCAGACACCCCCGCCAGCACCUCCCCUCGUCUACUCCUACGGUCACAACCUUCCCCUCAACUACGGGUACCCCUACGGCCUCCCCUACGGCCUCCCCUACAGCUACCCCUACAGCUACCCCUACUUGGUCAAGGCCGACCGCCGAGGAGGAACCUAUGGAACGCCACCAGAGGCCGCCGACCACGCCUUCUUCACGCUGAACCACGGACCACUUACAACGGACGACUCUUCCUGGACCAUUCAAUUCCUGCCGACGCCACGCGAGGUCGCUUGA
Molecule: messenger RNA, 410 nt
Organism: Penaeus vannamei (Pacific white shrimp)
Lineage: Eukaryota; Metazoa; Arthropoda; Malacostraca; Decapoda; Penaeidae
Source: RefSeq, a predicted model, not a curated record